ACCCUUAUAUAUAUAAGGCACAACAAAGUCCUCUCCUUCAACUUCUCUCCCUCGUUUAAGAUUCCAUUUUUACGUUAAUUAGACCCAGUUGAAAAUUUCUACGCUUUCUGAAACUUCCUCCUCAUCGAUCAACCCAGUCAUGAUCCCUGAAUAUGACUAUCUUUUCAAACUUUUGCUCAUUGGAGAUUCCGGUGUGGGCAAGUCAUGCCUUCUACUGAGAUUUGCGGAUGAUUCUUACAUUGACAGCUACAUAAGUACCAUUGGUGUUGACUUUAAAAUUCGAACGGUGGAGCAGGAUGGGAAAGUUGUCAAACUUCAAAUAUGGGACACUGCUGGUCAAGAGCGUUUCAGAACGAUUACAAGCAGCUACUACCGUGGUGCCCAUGGCAUCAUUCUUGUCUAUGACGUGACGGACCAAGAAAGCUUCAACAAUGUCAAGACCUGGCUGCAAGAAAUUGAUAAAUUUGCAGUUGGAAAUGUGAACAAGCUCUUGGUUGGAAACAAGAGUGACUUAGCUGACAAGAAAGUGGUCUCUUCUGAAGCUAGCAAGGCAUUUGCAGAUGAGCUAGGUAUUCCAUUCUUGGAAACAAGUGCCAAAAAUUCGACUAAUGUAGAGCAGGCAUUCAUGACUAUGGUUGCAGAGAUAAAGAACAGGAUAGCUACCCAACCAAUGAGUGUCAACAAACCAUCCACUGUGCAUAUGCGUGGACAGCCAGUCGUCCAAAAGACCACCUGCUGCUCAUCUUGAUUUAUCAGCGAAGAUAAGAUGAAUGUGUUCUUGAUGGUGGUGGGAAGCUUGCAGAAACAUGUGGUUUUGCAUUGGACCCUUAUUUGACUGCAAGCCUCCUCAUAAUAUGUACAGCAGAUUGUCAUGAUACUUGGCUCCCCAUUCAUUCGUUGGUUUAGAAAGUCAAGAAAUUAUUGGAAUAAUAUAGUCAACGAAUCUUUAACAAUUGUAUGUCAUAUUAUCACAGUUCAUUUUUAAGUUUAUCUAUAUUUGAUUUGAUCAGCUACAUUUCUUCAUUCAAAACUGAACUGGUUUGUUUGGA
This is a messenger RNA of Prunus dulcis (almond), 1049 nucleotides long. RefSeq names its product GTP-binding protein YPTM2-like. The record is from RefSeq and is a predicted model, not a curated record. The coding region runs from base 140 to 748 and encodes 202 amino acids. Gene Ontology annotation, molecular function: GTPase activity; GTP binding. Lineage: Eukaryota; Viridiplantae; Streptophyta; Magnoliopsida; Rosales; Rosaceae. The transcript is spliced from 8 exons.